CAAUAGCAGCCCGUCUCUACAGGCAGUCACUUCCGGCCCCGGUGGUCCCCAUGAGUAGCAGCAGCCCGGUGCAGAUAUUAGCCAAAGCAGCCACUCAGCAAGGAAUACGUCCAUGUCCUCACAUGAAACAAGAGAACGACAACAACGAGUCAUUUAUUUGCCCUUUCCGUUCUUCAACAUACUUUCUUCCAGCCUUUGCUAAAUUUAGUUUGACAAAGUAACUCCAGUAAGAGGCGCUGGUUCGCCGCUCCGUUACUCCCACGUUCCCCUCGGUUAGCUAACCUAGCUCAAACUUUACAGGCGACGGUGACUUCCCGCCUCUCGCGCCGACAUGUCGGAGUACCUGGACGACCCGUCUGUGCUCACCAAGGACAAGCUGAAGAGCGAGCUGCUGGCCCACAACGUGGAGCUUCCAAGCGGCAACACGACCAAGGACGUGUACGUGCAGCUGUAUCUGAAGAACCUAACCGCUCACAAGAAGCCCGUCGCAGCGCUGGACGUGUUCUCCAGCGACGAGGAGCUGCCGCCGCCCGUGGUCUUCAGCAGAAGUCGCUCUUCCGGCAGAAAAGCCACAAGGAAAACAGACAAGGUUCGUCCCGACGAGAUGGAUGUUACCAUGCUGACCGAUGAGGGCCUGAAGGGCGAGCUGUUCAAGCACGGAGUGGAUGUGGGGCCCAUUGUUGCAUCCACCCGGAAGCUGUAUGAGAAGAAACUGCAGAGGAUGCUGGACGACGGUCCCGCCCAGCCGCCAAAGCUGCUGCUCUCAGAGAUCCAAGUGAGCCACAACGGCAACUCCGAGUCCGACCUGUACAGUGACAAGGAGGAUGAACCAGAACCUGUGGCAGAACCGGAACCAGUUCCAGUGGUGGAGAGACCAGUGAGAAGCAGAGGGAAGACGCCCGUCACCACCCGCACCCGCAGCAGCCAGCACCGCACGCUCAAAGUGGAAGACGUGGUGUUGUGUCUUCCCAAACCCCCCCAGGAUUCAUGUCAGCAGCCAGCGGCUGUGCUCAACACCGCUCUGUUAGAGGAACCUGAGACAAGGACUGAACCUUUUAGACCAGCUCGGACGGGCUCUUUGACUUGUACUAAACAGAGUCCACAGCCGUCUGCCAAGUCAUCCAGGCCUACCUCCCCUCUGGCUCAAAUCACCAAAGUCGGCCCGGUCCCCUUUAGCCCCUUGUGUAACAUCUCGCCCAUUAAGAGACAAGGGUACCACUGGUCUCUGUCGGACCAGUUUGGAUCUCAGGCCGGCGGUGUCUCUGUAGCACGGGUGGAGAAGAUUGCAGCCAGUGAUCAAACCCCGAAAGUGGAGGAGAAGGACGUUCUGAAGGAGCUGUUCCCCAAUGACAUCAAUAGUCCAACAGGAAUCACCGCCACCUGUCGGCGACCCAUUAGAGGAGCCGCCAGUCGCCCACUGAUGUCCAGAGACCUGUGGAAUGAUGAAAACCGCCUCUUCUCUCCAAAAACCACCAAGACAACCAGCUCCUCCUCCUCCUCUUACACAGAGAGCUGCACUGUCAACAAAGUCAGCAGCCUGCCCCCCCCCACCUCCUUCUCCUCCUCCAGGCUUUUGUCUGCAGCCCCCCCUGCAGGGCCGACCAGGGCAGCGUACCGCAGCGUGUCUCUGUGGAUAAAGCUCUUCCUGCUGGCCAUUGUGGCUGCUUUCCUGUUCUUGGUGUACCAGGUCAUGGAGACCGACACCAUCAACCCAUUUACAGCCCCAGACACAGGGGUGGCCAGUGGCAGCACAGCAUAGAGGGCUCAGUGUCUGAGGGGGACACCCAAGCCUGUCUGAUUCGGUCUUUUCAAGUGGGGAUCUGCAUUGUAGCCAUUUUAUUCCCGGGCGCUGUGAAAUGAAAUUCCUCUUUUAUUGUUUCCUUUUUAUAUCGAAAUCUAUUUUCAGCACAUGACGUAGCCGUUUCAGCGACAAGUGAAGGAUGUCCAAGACAUGUUGUGAAAGAACAGCACCUCCUGUGCUGCUGUUUGCUCCUUUCUUCAUCUGUGACAGUCUGUGAGGUGACAACAAAGCCAGUCACACACAGUAGGCCUCAUAGAGGUGUGUGUGUGUGUGUGUGUGUGUGUGUGUGUGUGUGUGUGUGUGUGUGUGUGUGUGUGUGUGUGUGUGUGUGUGUGUGGCGCCUUAGUGUCUCUGGUAUCUUUGUUAAUGAGACAGGGAGGCUUCUUAUAAUCCUAAAUCUUCUUAAACCCUACACCAAUGUUUUCUUUCUCUUGAACAUCCCUCUGGAUUUUACCUAAUUAUGUAUUCACUGUCUCAAAUAUUGAAUAUCCACUCAAUAAACUAUUAUGUUGUUA
Cyclopterus lumpus (lumpfish) is the source of this 2316-nucleotide messenger RNA. RefSeq names its product thymopoietin a (gene tmpoa). Bases 332 to 1759 code for a protein of 475 amino acids. Gene Ontology annotation, molecular function: DNA binding. Lineage: Eukaryota; Metazoa; Chordata; Actinopteri; Perciformes; Cyclopteridae. The record is from RefSeq and is a predicted model, not a curated record. The transcript has 9 exons.